Molecule: messenger RNA, 4016 nt
Organism: Lytechinus pictus (painted urchin)
Lineage: Eukaryota; Metazoa; Echinodermata; Echinoidea; Temnopleuroida; Toxopneustidae
Product: eyes absent homolog 1-like
Exons: 10
Coding region: 1-1161 (386 amino acids)
Biological process (GO): negative regulation of extrinsic apoptotic signaling pathway in absence of ligand; positive regulation of DNA repair; cell differentiation
Cellular component (GO): nucleus
Molecular function (GO): protein tyrosine phosphatase activity
Source: RefSeq, a predicted model, not a curated record
AUGGGGUAUAAGAUGUCUCUUGAAAUCCAGCAGCUGUCGAGUCCUCACAGCCAAGUUUCUAAUGCUAACGGGAGCUCUCCCCAGCAUGCGAACUCACCCGAUAGUAAUAACUGCUCAGUGACUUCAAACGGCACCGACAUAAAAAGUGAGCCCCUUAGUGUACUUCCGAGUGGUUCUGAUAGUAGCUAUGCUCCCUCUAUAGAAUCACUGCCAGGGUCAAGUUCGGGUCAAAGUUCAUUGGACAUGAACCUUCGUCAGCCCAAGUCCGAGUUCCCUUCGCAGUAUUACAGUCAAGCAUAUCCACACAUCCUGCCUACGCCGACGGCUCAAGGAGCCAACUUUCAACCAGGAUCACAGACGCAAGGCACAUUCGGUUCCCAGAGUGCGUCAAGUUAUCCUUACUCUACACAGACGUCGCCCUCGCCCUAUGGGCUAGUAGGACAAGCUAUGUCCUAUGGAGCAAAGUCAUUAAAGUCAGACCCUGCUACGUUACAAGGUCAAGGGCCAUAUCUUAGUACGUAUGGUUCGUCAAGCUUCACUGGUAGUCCGCAAGCAACGCAGAGCCCGUAUUAUGGCAUGCAAGCAGGCACGUUUUCAACGGCAGGCUACACAUACCCAUCUACAAGCAAUACAACAACAAAUUCACAGGGUUUUAACAGUACACAUCAGGGUGUAGAAUACGGUUCUUAUACGGCCUACAGUCAAACAGGUUUCAACCAGUACUACGCUUCACAAAAUUACAGUCCAUACAGCAUGUCAAAUAGCUUCAGCGCUAGCACGCCGUUACCCAAUACGACAACGUAUCAGUUAGCACCGUUACCAAGUGAUAUUGAGAAUUCUUUCACCACCGAUGCCUCCAUCAAGCUCGAUGAUGCCAAUGGUAUUGGACGAGGGCGUCAGGGGCCCAAGAACGGUAGUAGAACCAAGUCGACGGGGAGGAGUAGAAGGAAUAACCCAUCGCCGCCUCCGGAGGAUGGUUUAGAGAGAGUAUUUGUGUGGGAUUUGGAUGAAACGAUAAUCAUCUUCCAUUCAUUGUUAACGGGGUCAUAUGCAACAAGAUUUGGAAAGGUAAGAUCGUAUUUUCAUUUUUCUCUGGUCUUCUCCCUUCCAAACCUCCAUUGCACAUUUCGAGGUUGUUACUUCAUCUUUAUUCACGGAUGAAACCUACCUGUGUCCAGAAAGUCCAAGUUAACUUAAACCGUGGUCAAAGUCUCGGCUAAUCCAAGACUAUGGAAAGCUAUAAGCAUCAAACAUUUCUUGACACCUCAUGUUCAUUUGAAUUCACUGGGAUAUUUUCCAUGUUUUAAGGGUGAAGAAAACUAUAAUUGCACCAUGUCAAGAUGGUUUGCAUUGCUUCGAGUGCCAAAUAUGACAAUAAAUUGAUUUGUAGUUAUGGAAAUCUGGGUCACAUUUGGCUCUCCAUAGUUAAACCAUAAUAUAUGCCAUGGCUGAGGUUAAACAAGAGUUCAGAAUACAGGCCAAUGAUGUUAAUUCUAUAUGAAUACAUGUACAAUACCAUAAAAUGGGCACAUAUUUUAUACUAAUUUGGGGAAGACUAUAUCAGAAUAAGAAUGUGUAAUGUUAUAUUCCUGAUAUGAAUUUAUGUUUCCAUGCAUCAUACAUCGCUACUCUGUCUGUGAUUUUAGAUUUUUUUUUUCAUUUUUAUUAGUUUCCUGUUUCUUUUGUGGAUUAUUGGAGCCCAAACUGUUUUUUUUCCUGGAUGUUCAGUCUUGUUUGUUAUUAAUAUUUUUGAUUUCGUUUUCGGUAUGAGAUUGUUGGAGGUGAGAACCAACGUUAAUAUUUACUUAGUCCACACUAGGCAACGGCUUUAUAUGUUUCCCCCUUUUCAUCCUCUGUGACUUGUUUAAUUCAAUAUUCCUUCUUCAAAUUCUCAUAUAUUGCUUUUUUCUGUUCUCUCUUUUUUUUUCGAUAAUCAUGAGAGAAAAAAAAACUUAUCUGUCAAUUUUGAGGGGUAUAGAUGAGAGAGGAGAAAGACAUCUGUGUGCGCUAUGUGCUGCAAUCUAAAACUCAUGGCCUCGGGCAACCAAUACACGCUCCUCUGUCAUUCACCCCUCUUUCUCAUUUACUCCUCUCAUUAUUGGGUGGAACAGUGAGAGAGAGAACGAGAAAUAUGAAGGAAGAGACGGAGGGGGAGAGAGAGGAAGAACAAGAUGGAGAUUGAGAGAAGAGGAAAAGGGAGAAGGGUUGAGAGAGCGAGUACAUGUAAGCAAAAGCAAAAUUUUAAAAAUAAAAGAAUGGAAGAAAUGAGUUGAAAAGACAGAAAGAGGCAUGGAGAAGAAGAAGAUGGGGAGAUUGGAAGAGAGAGAGAAGAAGAAAAGAAGGGAAUGAACGAGAGAGGGAGAAAGAAAGGGAAAGAAGGACAGAAAAAAAAGAGGCAUUAGAAGGGCAAGGUAUGAAUAUGAUUUAGAUAUGGUUGAAGAGAGAGAAAGAGAGAUAGAAAUAGGAGGGGGGAUGGAGUGAUACAAUAUGGAACUAGAGGAUAAAAGCAAAGCAAUAUUAAAAUUCAGUAGGAUUAUUCACAAUUAAAGAAAUACAAAAGAAGGAAUAAAAGAUCCUGAAAUGUCACAAAAUUGACAGGUAGUGGUAAAACAAGACCAAAGUGGUUCCCACUCACACAACCUUGAAAGGUAGCCAUUUUAAGCAAUAUUAAGAGCAACUUUUGCCAGUUUUCUGGCAUUUUUAAAGAAAUGCGAAACACCCUGAUGCAAUCUUUAAGAUGUAUCCUUUCGUUGGCAGGGCACUAAGGAGGAAAGUAAAUGAUAUUUGAGAUGCCAUAACUAUGUAAUCUAGCCGCCUCCCAAUCAAAGGUGAAAGAUGAAAUCCGAGUGCGCAGUAUUGCAUAACUAAGAUCGGAAAAAUAGAUAAUCGUGGUGCAGGUUUUUAAUUUUUUUCUUGUCCUGUUUGUGGUAGGCUGAGUAUGACUUUCGUGGGCUAGUCGACUAUAUAUCAUGCGUAGAACCCUCAAGUGUUUGAGUAGUUAUGAUGUGAUUUCCAAGGUAAUAUGAUGAAGAGAAUUACUUUGUGACAUCAUUAUAUCAGUAAGUAAGUAAAAAGAUGAGUUCUGAACUAAAAGCCGUUGACCUUCGAACUGAGUUUGUAUUUUAUAAAUGUUUGAAUGAUUUUAGGUGUUGCUUCUGCUCUCAUUUUGUUGAAUGUCUUUUCAGCCUUUUACCUCAAUGGGAUGUUAUAUCAAUUCAUACUUUCAGAAAACGUGUCGGGAUUUCAUUCUGGCAUGUUGAUGAUUUUCACUUUCUGUCAUUGUUCGAUACAUGUACCACCUUUUCACAAUUUAAUGAGUUGAUUUGAACUAAAACAAUUUGAACAAAAUAAGAGAGAUUAUUAAAAAUGGCAGAAUUUUGGGUGUCUUUAAAGCAAGAGCAUAUCAAAUAGAAUUUUCAAUUUCUCUUAUAACAGUGUAUGUUAAUUCAGACAGGAGUUGAAUCAUUUCAUGUAAGUGGAGUAAACCAUGUCGCCUGUUAAUGCGCUACUGGGCAGGAGUGUGUGUGGGUGUGUGGUAGGAUGUAAAGUGGGUGAGUGUGUGUCCCCUUAGGAGUGUCUUAAUAUGAAGGAUGCAGCCCAUGUAUUGAACAGAAUAAUAAUAUGAGGGUUGUAAUCACAAAAUGAUCUUGCUAGAUAACAACCUACUGCAUUUUGAAUCAAAAUAGCUCUGGGCCUUUCUAAUCAUCUGUCCCCGUCAAAACUUUCCUUGUCUUCUUCGCUUUUAUUAAUCUCUUGCCUUUCUCUCUUCAAAAUCACUAUUAUUUCUUCAGUCAAUCGAGCAUGGUCCAUGCCCUCGAAGACCUUCAUCACAUCUUCUUCACAAGGGCUUCUUACUCUCUCCAUAUUUUAGUAAUUUUGAUUCUUCUUUUGAAAGAUAUUUUUAAUCCGAAUAGUUUUAAAUUUAAGUCGGGAUGCAUGUUUUGUUACCUGACCUGGUUUAGUUCUUGAUAAAGCUUUUGGUGAUGAAAUUAUUUGAGUGCAAGCCUCUGAGAAUG